Larimichthys crocea (large yellow croaker) is the source of this 882-nucleotide messenger RNA. Its product is annotated as microfibril-associated glycoprotein 4. Gene Ontology annotation, biological process: elastic fiber assembly. The transcript has 6 exons. The record is from RefSeq and is a predicted model, not a curated record. Lineage: Eukaryota; Metazoa; Chordata; Actinopteri; Sciaenidae. Bases 22 to 810 code for a protein of 262 amino acids.
UCAUUAAUCUGUUGAUUAUAAAUGAGAGAGACAUCAGAGCAUCCAGACAAACUGACUUCAGGAUUUUCAUCAGCUCACAUCUGCAGAAAACUGACCAUGAAGCUGCUAUCAGUCCUCCUCGUCCUCACUCCAGUGUUGACUGGCUGCAUGUCUCAAGUCCUCCCGUUGGACUGCAGUGACAUCUAUCACCAUGACAACAGCCAAUCCAGCGGCGUGUACACCAUCUAUCCCAUCGGAUCCACGUCUGCUCUCCAGGUGUACUGUGACAUGGAGUCAGAGGGAGGGCGGUGGACAGUGUUCCAGAGGAGGAUGGACGGCACGCUGAACUUCUACAGACCCUGGGAUCAGUACAAGAUGGGCUUUGGUAGAGCUGCUGGAGAGUACUGGCUCGGUCUUGAGAAUCUCUUCCACCUGUGUCUGAGGAAAAAGUAUGAGCUCCUGGUCGACAUGGAGGACUUCGAGGGAAACAAAGCAUUCGCUCGUUACUCCUCGUUCUCUGUCGGCCCUGAGUCCUACGGAUACACCCUGCAUGUUUCUGGAUUCACUGAUGGAGGGGCGGGAGACUCCUUGACAUAUCACAACGGAAUGAAGUUCUCCACCUUCGACAAAGACCAGGACACCUGGCCUGACAACUGUGCUAGAAAAUUCCUGGGGGCGUUCUGGUACGCUGGUUGUCACCAUGCAAACGUCAACGGGGUUUAUGUUUGGGGGGCUGAUGAAACUCACACUGGUAUUGGAGUGAAUUGGCUUUUUAAGGGUGCUUACUACUCCCUGAAGAGCAUCAGCAUGAAGAUCCGUCCUGUGCUGUAGUUCUCCAGGACCAACAUACAGCAGAAGAUCAGCUGAUGAUUUUUCUCUCAACAUAAAUAUUUUUAGUCUUCA